AUGUCUGCUCCCGGGUCUCCAAAGCCUGGAGCUCCCACGCUUCACCACCUCAGCGACUCUCAAUCCCAACGCAUCCUAUGGCUCCUCGAAGAGCUUGCCCUCGAAUACAAGCUCGAGUAUAACAUCGUCCUCUACGCCCGCCAUCCCAAAACCAAGCGCGCUCCCGCAGAGCUCGCUGCUGUUCAUCCAUUAGGCCGAUCCCCUACUUUGGUCACGGCAGACGGCCGCACCCUCAUCGAAAGCCUUACCAUCACCAGAUACCUCCUCAAGACCUACGACACACGCAACAAAUUUGCGGCUGAGGAUUGGAUUCGCGAGGAUACACUGGCCUCUUUUUCCAGCGCCACUUUGUUCCCUCUCGUGACGCAGGAAAUGCUAUUCGAUCUCGCUGCCAAGAGCGUCCCGUGGCCGUUCAAUUAUAUCAUCAAGCGGAUCAAGAAGGCGCACGAUAAGCUCUUCUCGGAUGCAGAGUUUAAAAAAGACAUGGAGCUCUUGCAGAGCGAACUGGGCGAGGGGGAAUGGUUCAAUGGAAAGGAAUUGGGGAUGGCUGACUUUGUGAUGAGUUGGCCGAUGGAUGUUAUUGCUGUGAGAGGUUACGUGGAUUUGGAAAAGACCUAUCCGACGUUAUAUGCGUGGAGGACGAGGCUUCAACAACGACCCGCUUGGAAGAGUGCGUUGGAGAAGGGAAAUCAAUACGACUUGGAUAAGCUGCUGGGUUGA
Messenger RNA from Drepanopeziza brunnea f. sp. 'multigermtubi' MB_m1, 720 nucleotides. RefSeq lists its product as uncharacterized. The record is from RefSeq and is a predicted model, not a curated record. Lineage: Eukaryota; Fungi; Ascomycota; Leotiomycetes; Helotiales; Drepanopezizaceae.